Molecule: messenger RNA, 2533 nt
Organism: Polyodon spathula (Mississippi paddlefish)
Lineage: Eukaryota; Metazoa; Chordata; Actinopteri; Acipenseriformes; Polyodontidae
Product: sodium- and chloride-dependent taurine transporter-like
Exons: 14
Coding region: 215-2095 (626 amino acids)
Biological process (GO): neurotransmitter transport; taurine transmembrane transport; sodium ion transmembrane transport
Cellular component (GO): plasma membrane
Molecular function (GO): taurine:sodium symporter activity
Source: RefSeq, a predicted model, not a curated record
GAAGAAGAUCUGUUGCGCAUGUAGGCUGUUGGGCUGGUGUUUUUCCACUCAUGCUACUGUCUAUAAUGGUCACCCAUUUUAAGAGACAAAGGUCAGAAAGAAAAAGCUUAUAAAUUACAUGUAGUCUUGCAAUUCUUUUAUUCAACACUGAGACGUCGCACAAGAGACAAGGGGCUGCACACUGAAAGGAAUAAAAAGGAAAUAACAAUACAGCAUGUCUCAGAAGGAGAAGCUCCAAUGUCUGAAGGAUUUCCACAAGGACACCCUGAAACCGUCUCCUGGGAAGAGCCCCGGGACCAGGCCUGAGGAUGAGGCGGAAGGAAAACAUCCGCAGAGAGAGAAGUGGGCGAGCAAACUCGACUUUGUCCUGUCCGUAGCUGGCGGCUUUGUCGGUUUGGGGAAUGUCUGGCGCUUUCCAUACCUCUGCUAUAAAAAUGGCGGAGGUGCAUUUCUCAUCCCGUACUUCAUUUUCCUGUUUGGUGGAGGUUUGCCUGUGUUUUUCCUGGAGGUUGCCUUAGGCCAGUACACCUCUCAGGGUGGAAUUACCUGCUGGGAAAAGCUUUGCCCCAUCUUUACAGGUAUUGGUUAUGCUUCUAUUGUGAUCGUCUCGUUGCUGAAUGUGUAUUACAUCGUUAUCUUGGCCUGGGGUUUGUAUUACCUGCUCCAGUGCUUUCAACCUGAACUGCCUUGGGCCAAGUGCAGUCAUUCCUGGAAUACAGAUAACUGCAUCGAAGACACCCUCCGCAAAAACAAGAGCCAUUUGAUUGCAGCCAACUUCACCAACUUCAACAACUUCACCUCACCAGUUACUGAAUUCUGGGAACGGAAUGUGCUGAGCAUCUCCAGUGGCAUUGAUGACAUAGGCAUUGUCAAGUGGGACCUUGCCCUGUGUCUCCUGGCUGUCUGGGUCAUCUGUUUCUUUUGCAUUUGGAAGGGAGUCAAAUCUACAGGGAAGGUUGUUUACAUUACUGCAACAUUCCCUUUUGUCAUGCUGAUUGUGCUGUUGAUCCGUGGGGUGACUCUGCCAGGAGCUUCUGAGGGAAUCAAGUUCUAUCUCUAUCCAGACCUCUCCCGCCUGGCAGACCCUGAGGUGUGGAUAGAUGCUGGGACUCAAAUUUUCUUCUCGUAUGCAAUCUGCCUGGGUGCGAUGACAUCACUUGGAAGCUACAACAAAUACAGAUACAACUGCUAUAGGGACUGUUUGCUGCUGGGAGGCCUGAACAGUGGUACCAGUUUUGUGUCUGGCUUCGCAAUAUUUUCCGUCCUGGGCUUCAUGGCACAAGAGCAAGGGGUGGACAUUGCCGAUGUGGCAGAGUCAGGUCCAGGCUUGGCCUUUAUUGCCUACCCUAAAGCAGUGUCGAUGAUGCCACUGCCCACGUUUUGGGCUAUUCUGUUCUUCAUUAUGCUUCUACUGUUGGGCCUCGACAGUCAGUUUGUCGAAGUAGAAGGCCAGAUCACUUCAUUAGUUGAUCUGUACCCAUCCUUCCUAAGGAAGGGUUACCGGCGGGAAAUCUUUAUCGCUAUAGUGUGUUUCCUCAGUUAUAUUCUGGGGCUCGCUAUGGUUACUAAUGGUGGCAUGUACGUGUUUCAACUCUUUGACUACUAUGCAGCCAGUGGUGUGUGCCUUUUGUGGGUUGCAUUCUUUGAAUGCAUUGCUGUAGCCUGGGUUUAUGGCGUUGAUAAUUUCUAUGAUGCGAUUGAAGACAUGAUUGGUUACCGACCAAAUCCCUGGAUGAAAUGGAGCUGGUCUGUGAUCACCCCUGUCCUUUGUAUGGGUUGCUUUAUCUUCUCCUUGGCCAAAUACACGCCAUUGAGGUACAACAAAGUCUAUGAGUACCCAGAGUGGUCAAUUGGGCUGGGUUGGUUCCUGGCUCUUUCGUCUAUGAUCUGUAUCCCGAUGGUCGUUGUCAUCAAGAUCAUUCGGUCUGAUGGACCUCUCCUUGAGCGUAUUAAAGCUGUUGCUGCUCCAGCCAGAGGAGCGAGCUCACGCCCUGCUGACUACCAUGCCAAGAGCAAGGAGAGCGAGAUCCUGGAUCCCAACGGGAACAACAGCGUGAUAAAGCCCACCCACACCAUUGUAGAAACCAUGAUGUGAGCGCUCUCUGUGAGAGGAAUAAAGAUCUGCUUUUCAUGUUAUAUUUGCUAACUGUAGGACCAGGUUUACAUUGCUAUGUAUCUGCACAAUGAUUUCCUUUCUUUUCUACAGGGGAAAUUACAUAUUGUUUCUGUUUUACUAUUUUUUAAUUUUUUUUUUUUUUAUGGCUGUAGUUGAAAGCAUUGAUCUCAUAACAUGAAGCAGAAUUUUUAAAAUAGGUCAUUUUAAAAGGCUUUUUUUUUUUUUUUUUUUUUUUUUUUUACUCCUUUUCUGUAGAUUGUGGAAUCAAAAUGGCUAGGGUAGGGGGAUGGCCAUUUCCAGUAUAUGAACUAAUGUGUAUUGUGUUUGACAGUGACAUUACAAUCUGUCAGUGUGUUUAAGAACGUAAACCUCUUGAAUCAUCAUGUUUUUAUGCUAAAGUGGUAGUAUCCUAUAAUG